AUGAAAGGGAGAGCGAAAGACAUGUUGUGGCUUCUCACCCUCGAUGACCGGCUUGGUGUUGCCCCGCCAUGCAAAGAGGGCACCACUGUUGGUCGGGUUCUCGACGUCGGCACUGGGACAGGAAUUUGGGCUCUUAACUUCGGGGACGAGCACCCAGAGGCUGAUGUUUAUGGAAACGACCUGUCGGCGAUCAUGCCCGGACAUGUCCCCCCCAACGUCAAGUUUGAGAUCGACGACAUUGAAGAGGAAUGGACGUGGUCGCGGCCAUUCCAAUACAUCCACAGCCGACUGAUGACCUCGAGUAUCAGUGAUUGGGAGAUCUAUCUGCGCAAAUGUUACGACAACCUUGAGCCUGGGGGUUACCUCGAACUCCAGGAGAUAGACCUCUUCCCCCGCUCCGAUGACGGAACGCUUAAGCCUGAUAGCGCGUUCUCAAAGUGGGCGAAGUUUCUCUACGAAGCGUCAGUCAAGUUUGGGAGGCCCUAUGUGGAGAUGGCUAAGAUCCGAGAUCUCAUGACCAGAGUUGGCUUCCAGGAUGUUACCAUGAGCGUCUAUAAGUGGCCUUCUAACAGUUGGCCCAAAGACACAACCUAUAAGGAGUUGGGUAUCUGGAACAACGAGAACGUUCUGUCCGGCCUGGAAGCAUUCUCCAUGGCUCCUCUGACGCGCGCUUUGGACUGGAAGCCGGAAGAAGUGAACGUAUUUCUCGUUGAUGUGCGUAAAGACGUCAAGGAUCGAAGCAUCCACGCAUACUGGCCAACAUACUGCGUUGUUGGCCGCAAGCCGGAAGCUCCCGCAUCGCCUGCUGCUGCUUGA
Molecule: messenger RNA, 816 nt
Organism: Colletotrichum chrysophilum
Lineage: Eukaryota; Fungi; Ascomycota; Sordariomycetes; Glomerellales; Glomerellaceae
Exons: 6
Coding region: 1-816 (271 amino acids)
Molecular function (GO): methyltransferase activity
Source: RefSeq, a predicted model, not a curated record